UACAGCGAAGUGAGGGAAUGUUUCUUUAAUCUUGUAUACGAUAGAACAACAGUUCAUUUACGUGUUUGAAAAAGCAAUUGUGAGUGUACCAUGACGUCACAUGCAAUGGCGUCACACACUAACCACGUCACUUCACCACAGAUGGUUGUACGUUGGAAGACAAGCGCGACUUCCUCGCCGAAGUUGACACGAUGAUGCGAAUCGGUAACCAUCGUCACGUGGUGGCGCUAGUGGGCGCAUGUGAGCAUGACCACGUGAUGUACCUCUGCACCGAGUUCGCCCCCCUCGGAUCCUUGCUACAGUUCCUACGUAGAAGCAGGAGGUUGGAGGGGUCAGAUGGAACGUACACAUCAUUGUCCCAAUCCCAGCUGUUAAAGUUCGCUCAUGACGUCACACAAGGGAUGACGUACUUGAGUGAGAAACAGAUAAUCCACCGUGAUUUGGCGGCCAGGAACAUUCUACUUGGUGAUGGAUACGUUUGUAAGAUAGCUGACUUCGGUUUAUCCAGGGGGGAAGGGGUGUACGUGAAGAAGACGGUAUCAAGGUUGCCUAUACGAUGGAUGGCUAUCGAGAGUUUGAACUAUAAUGUAUAUACAUCCAAGAGUGACGUUUGGUCGUUCGGUGUUCUUCUGUGGGAGAUAGUGAGCCUUGGGGGAACCCCCUAUUGUGGGAUGUCUUGCGCUGAGCUUUACGAGAAACUCCCCACUGGGUACCGAAUGGAAAAACCACUCAACUGUGACGACGAAGUAUACGGGUUGAUGUACCAAUGUUGGAAGAACAGACCCUACGACCGUCCCACCUUCUCACAGCUCUCUAUCGCCCUCGAACGGAUGUGCGACGCGAGGAGUAGCAGGAACUACGUAAACACCGCGAUCUUCGACGAUUUUAAAUUCGCGAACAUUGACGUGAAUGAAGAGGAGGCGUGACGUCACUAUUAAUGAUGUCACCACGAUUGAUAUGACGGAGUCGUUACGUCACUGUGGAAGGGGAUUUUGUUUAAAGGCGUCAUCAGUUGGGCACAUCUGAGGCCUGGGGUUUAGGUCUAUUACCCCAACACCCAGGGUACUACCAUCUAGACCCCACUGAGGCAGUUUAUAGACACUCUGGAAUAGAGAUUCUAUUAUAUAAGGGUGAGGUCUUCAGUAAGGCACACCUGAGACCCGAAAUGUAUUUUGUAAAUCUAUUCUUGGAAUUGUGUUUAUUAUUUGCGCCAUUUUUAUCGUCGCCAAACAAGAAUUUAAAAUAUAUCGACUACGCGCUCGA
Molecule: messenger RNA, 1263 nt
Organism: Ciona intestinalis (vase tunicate)
Lineage: Eukaryota; Metazoa; Chordata; Ascidiacea; Phlebobranchia; Cionidae
Source: RefSeq, a predicted model, not a curated record